AAACAAAAAAACAUGCAACUUCAGAAUCGGAGAUUGCGCGGUGAGAGAGUUUGUAGCGUCAACAAGAAAGACGAUACUUUUGCUUAAAUUGAGGUCUUCACCUUAGGCCUAUUCUCUUUGGAUUCAGUAAAACAAAUACGAUAAAUAUGAACAAGCCUUGUGCAAGAUGCAAUCGCACUGUCUACCCGAUGGAACAGCUUAAAUGCUUGGACCAGGUAUGGCACAAAGGAUGUUUCAAUUGCGAUUUUUGCAACACAAAGCUUACAAUGAAAAACUACAAAGGAUAUGAUAAAAAGCCUUAUUGUAAUGCUCAUUAUCCACAAACAAAAUUUACUCAAGUGGCUGACAAUCCUGAAAUUAGAAGAGUGAAGGCCAACACAAAAAUCACCAGUAAUAUUCAAUAUCACAAAGAUCUUGAGGAACAGAAGGGGAAGAAAAUAUCCGUACAGAGUGAUCCAUUAAUCGAUAAGGCCAUGAAGAAUACUAAAAUCCAAAGCAACCUGGUGUACCACGGACAUGAAAAAACAAGAGAAAUUGAAAAUGCGCACAGACCCACAGAAAAGAACCAGCAGCAAGGAAAAGUGGCGUAUCGUAAAACAUCAUCGGACCAACAACCUGAACAAUGUGACGUUGCAAUGACAAAACCUGAAAUGAAUGAUGUUCCAACACCUGCUGUUCCUUCUAACAAUUAUCCUCCCACUACUGAUGAAAUUCCUGUUGUCCCUGAUGAUCCCACCCCACCCGCUGACCUUAUCCCACCUGCUGACCUCGAACCACUUGCUGACCUCAAACCACUUGCUGACCUCUCCCCACUUGCUGACCUCACCCCACCUGCUGACAUUACAACAAAUAAUGAUAUCCCAUCUCCUGAUCUUGACUCUGACCAAACAAAAUUGCAUGAUGAACCUGAUUUACCCCCUUCCUCUGAUGUAAAUCCCGCCGAACCAGCCGAAUACAAUCCAAUGCGUGACUUACAAGAAGCAAUAGGAAACGAAUGGGCCAAACCAGUUGGUGGGUAUGGACAUGCAGGAGGAUACCCCAGUAAGGGAGGUACAAAAUACGUUGCUCUUUACGACUACAGUGCUGCCGAUCACGAUGAAGUGUCGUUUGUGGAAGGAGAUAUCAUCAUAAACCCUGAGAUCAUCGAUGACGGUUGGAUGACGGGGACCGUAGAGAGCACGGGACGAACAGGAAUGCUGCCUUCAAAUUACGUAGACAAAGUUUAGAUAGCCUUAGUAUUCCCGAGGUGAUGUGCAGAGCAUAAAUUUAGUUAUUUUAAUACAAGGGCAGUAGAUUCGCCACAGAAUGGAAAUUCCAGACCAAUCUUAUUAGAAUAACCAUGCGAUGAAAUUUAGUAUAAAUGUUAUCGGUAAGAACGCUGAUGUUGAAGAAUAAGAUCAUUAAAUUUUGUAUCGUUUUAAUACCCUAAAUCAAAAUCCGAUAUCAAGCAUGUUGUUAAUGAAAUAUUCU
Anneissia japonica is the source of this 1470-nucleotide messenger RNA. RefSeq names its product LIM and SH3 domain protein 1-like. The coding region runs from base 147 to 1226 and encodes 359 amino acids. The record is from RefSeq and is a predicted model, not a curated record. Lineage: Eukaryota; Metazoa; Echinodermata; Crinoidea; Comatulida; Comatulidae. Gene Ontology annotation, cellular component: focal adhesion. The transcript is spliced from 8 exons. Gene Ontology annotation, molecular function: actin filament binding.